AAUAAAAUAUAUUUAUCCAAAUGAGCAUGGCUUUAAAACAACAAAAGACCAAACUUUGGAAAAUGAAGAAAAGCAACGAUGAAGACAACCUUUCUUCCAAAAGUCAUAAGACUCAAUGAAGCGAGUCUGAUACAAGGAUGAAAAGAUUAGAAAAAUUCAGGAAAUUUAAAUCUAAAGGUGAUCGCUGAGAUAAAGAGUACAGAAUUUCAAAGUUCCUCACCAACAUGAGAAUAGAGCAAACUCAUCCAGGUGACUUCAACUUUAUGAGAGCUGUUACAUGAAGGGACAACACAGAUUUGACACCAACGCUCUCUCUCGGGAAAAACUCUUUAUUAUUGAAAAGGUCGAAGAAGCUAAGGCCUAUUUGAAACUUUUCCGAAUGAAUCAAUUAUGAGUAAAUAUACUAUCCAUUAAUAAGUUAUACUAAAAAUAUUUCUACAUAAUCGGUUCUGAGUCAUUUUUAUUAUCUUAGUAACGUCCAGUAAGCUUUGAGAUGUCUGUCAGAGGUCCUUUAAGUUCGAGAAGCAAGGAGAAAAUUAAUGGUAGGAUUAAGAACAAUUGAUACCACAACCCGAGUCUUCAUACUCGAUCGAUUCUUAUCAUAUACAGCCAUACCUAUGUUCAUAUUUCCUCAUUUAAGAAUCUUAUUCAGAAAUUUGGAGUGGUUUGAGUAAGGUCCUUGUUGACAGCUUACUUAAACUACUAUCCAUAAAUAGAACUUAGGUUGAACUUUCUUAGCCUUAGCCAGUAUUUCAUGGAUAAAACUUCCCUUAAAGUAUAAGAAAAUUGAGAAAUAAAAAACUGUCUUGAAAAGAUUUGAUUUUACUACUAUCCACCGGACUUGCUCACCAGUUUGGCAUAAGAGUUAUAUCACUAGAUUUCAUAGAAAACUUUGAGGGCUCUGAGAAUUCCUUAGCGAUCUACAUGAGGCUAAGAGAAAUUUUCACAACUUGAAUACUCAUAACAUCCUGAGACUCAGCUGGGAACAGACAUAAAAAGUUCGAGGCAAUAUUUCGAACUAAAAAUGGAGAGAAAUUACUUUAAAAUAAGAAUAACUGU
Molecule: messenger RNA, 1059 nt
Organism: Moneuplotes crassus
Lineage: Eukaryota; Ciliophora; Spirotrichea; Euplotida; Euplotidae
Source: the annotation of a GenBank genome assembly